Messenger RNA from Staurois parvus, 294 nucleotides. NCBI's taxonomy places the organism in Eukaryota, Metazoa, Chordata, Amphibia, Anura, Ranidae. The record is from the annotation of a GenBank genome assembly.
CAUUUCUCUCCUCUCGAGUUAUCAUGCUGACAGCUCGGCACUGAUGAUCAGUGUGCCCUGAUGACCAGUGUGGCCCCGGAAGUGCCACCUGUCAGUGUCCAUCAGUGCCAGCUGUCAGUGCUGAACAGUGCCACGUGCCAGUGCCCAUCAGUGCCACAUAUCAGUGCUUACCAGUGCACAUUAAUGCCACAUGUCAGUGCCCAUCUGAGCUGCCUUUCAGUGUCACCCAUCAGUGUCAGUCAGUGCCACCUAUCAAUGCCAAUCAGUGCCACCUAUCAGUGCAGCCAGUCAGUG